UGGCACUACAGAUCCUUGUGAUGAAGGAGAAGUAAAGAGGACAUUAGAGAAAACCUUUUGUGGAAGAGAGGAUCUAUCAUCAAGCCUUACCUAUGGUGGAGGAUCAUGAAACAGUGCCUGGAGGAGCACUAUUGGGACUUCCUUCUGCAAAAGUGUACCCCCUGUGAAUAUCGAUGCAAGAGACCCAACCACCAGAACUGUGACAUGUUUUGCAAGUCUCUGAGGUGCAAGAAACAAGGCAGCUACUAUGACCAUCUUGUGAAAGACUGCAUCAGCUGCUACUCCAUCUGUGGACAACACCCAAAGCAAUGUGCACACAUCUGCCAGAAGGGUCCCCUGUCACAUCUGGAGCAGGAGCUGAGUGGGGACCCAGGACAGCUGGCUCUGGUCUACACCGUGCUGGGGCUGUGUGUGUGCGCUGCCUUCUGCUGCUUUGUCAUCACCGUGGCCUGCUUCCUCAGGAGGAAAGGAGAGCAGCCUCCCCCAGGGAGGCUUCAGGACUUCACUGAGGAUCAUUUAAUGGAGGCAGGAAGAGUAGGAGAUGGCUCAAAAGAGCUCAGGACGCCCGAGCCUGUGGAAACGUGCGGCUUUUGUUUCCCGGAGCAGACUCCCCCGACGGAGGAGAGCGCAGCCCCGACCGAGGUCUCCCAUCCCGAGGAGAACGGAGCCGCGCUCAGGGAAUGGCUUGGCCCGCUGGGGACGGCGUCCUCGGGGCCUCCCCCAGGCUGCAAGGAAGGCUGCCUCAAUAUCAUCUGCUCCCCCUCCCAGGAGAAAGCGGCGCCCUCGUGAAACGCCGCCGCCGGAAGGAGCCCCGUCUGCUCCCGCCCUGCACAAAUCCACCUUCAGGAAACACGUCUUCCUGCAGCAGCUCGGCCGUGUGCCCCGCCCCCACCCCCACUCCCGGGUCCGGCCCUGCUCCAUUGGGCUAUUCUCGCGGCCGUCAUUCCGGGCCUCCCCGACCCCCUAAUAUGGCAGAAAUUGAACAAAGCUUCUCCAUCCCA
This is a messenger RNA of Gracilinanus agilis (Agile Gracile Mouse Opossum), 1001 nucleotides long. RefSeq names its product TNF receptor superfamily member 13B (gene TNFRSF13B). The transcript is spliced from 6 exons. The record is from RefSeq and is a predicted model, not a curated record. NCBI's taxonomy places the organism in Eukaryota, Metazoa, Chordata, Mammalia, Didelphimorphia, Didelphidae. Bases 106 to 789 code for a protein of 227 amino acids. Gene Ontology annotation, cellular component: plasma membrane.